AUGGGGGCCAAGGAGGACGUGGAGGAUGCCGAGGAGCGGCCCCUGCUGCGCCCAGGCAGCCCCUCCGCCGGCGGCGCGGGCCGCCUCACCCGCGCGGGCCUGGCCCCGCAGCUGGGCCGCGCCCUCAGCCUGCGCAGCGGCACCGCGCGUGUGGUGCUGGCGGCGGCGGUGUCCGUCGCGUGGAUGUUUGUCAGCAGCCUGCUGAUCCUGCUGAAUAAGUACAUCCUGAAGGACCUGAAAUUCUCGUGA
This is a messenger RNA of Monoraphidium neglectum, 249 nucleotides long. RefSeq lists its product as hypothetical. The transcript has a single exon. Bases 1 to 249 code for a protein of 82 amino acids. NCBI's taxonomy places the organism in Eukaryota, Viridiplantae, Chlorophyta, Chlorophyceae, Sphaeropleales, Selenastraceae. The record is from RefSeq and is a predicted model, not a curated record.